This is a messenger RNA of Prosopis cineraria, 1017 nucleotides long. RefSeq lists its product as uncharacterized. Lineage: Eukaryota; Viridiplantae; Streptophyta; Magnoliopsida; Fabales; Fabaceae. Bases 233 to 709 code for a protein of 158 amino acids. The record is from RefSeq and is a predicted model, not a curated record. The transcript has a single exon.
CCCUUCCUCUUUCUACACAAUGAAAUGACUGCUUUCUACUGCACUCCACACGAAAACAAACCCCUCUUAAAUUAUUCAACGCUCUCGUUUCCUUACAUACCUCUCUCGCUCUCCCUUCAAAACUCAGCCUUCCUCUGUUUCCCCUGCUUUCUCUGUUUCUCUCACACUCAAUAAACACAUCUUAUGCCAGUCCAUUUUCUGCCCUUAACCCUGUCUAUCUAAUUACUCAAAAAUGGGUAAUUGUUGUGGUCGUUGUGAAUUCAACUCAGGACUAGCCAUAGUGGGUGCGUUGGCGAAGCAGAGUAAAGUAGUAAGGGUAGCGAAGUUGGAUGGGAAGAUACUGGAGUUUAGCUCACCAGUUCUCGUCAAGGAAGUGUUGAACAACUUUCCGGAGUUUCAUCUUGGGGCAUCUAAGGAAGCGUCGGAGUCAGAGCAUCUUUGUCGAGACUAUGAAUUGAGAGCUGGUCGAUUGUAUUACUUGCUUAGCUCUCCGUCUCGUCCUCCUCCGAGUGUUUCUUCCACCGGAAACAGAGAGCCGACUAGUGGGGGUAAGAGGGUCAAAGUUGUUAUAACAAAGAAACAACUAGAAAUGCUAGUGUCCAAGCAGAUCUCCUUACAGGAUGUACUGUCCCAGGUGCAUGAUAAGACUUUUAACCUGCCAAGCAAUUGGAAGCCCAAACUGGACUCCAUUCCUGAAGUGAACGAGUAACAUGUAUAAAUAUGUCUUUUCUUGUGUUUUCUCUUCUUGCUGCUUAACGUUUUCUUUUCUUUCUUCCUUUCUCUGUUUCUGUGAUUUUGGUCUGUUCUCCCGAGCUGACAUGGUCGUCGUUGUAGUUAAAAGGAGGAAAAGAAAGAAGGAUAAGGAAAACGUAAGCCUUAGCAUAAACUCUAUGAUAAAUAGGAAGCUAAGGUCGAUUUUCAUUUUGCCACUCGUUUUGUACUGGCGGUUUUCAUAUGUAGUUGUGCGUUGUUGUUUUUAACGAUAACAGAUGAUGGGAAGGGAGAAUUUUCAUUUCA